AAAAAAAUGAGAGAAAAUUAAUAUGGGAAUUUUUUGUUUUUUUCUCUUUUCUCUUCUUUUUCUUAUAGUUCAUCAAAAUACGCGACCUCUUUUCUUUUAUUUAUUUUGCUUCUUUCCCUCCAUUUUCUAUUUUCAACAGACAUAACUUUUGCGGCAGUUAUAAUUUGUGCCUUCAUACCUAAAACUAUACUCUUUAUCUUUUGUUGAAAGUAUGCGCCAACAACAACAACAACAACAACAACAACAACAACAACAACAAGGACGAAACCCUACAGAAUACGUACCAGGUACAACCGUCUUUGCUAAAUUGAAAGGAUACCCUUGGUGGCCAGCAAGAAUUGAACCAGACCAUGCAGUGCCGCUCAAGGUCUUGAAACAGAAAUCAAAGACAAAAGGUGGUCUAUAUACCGUGUUCUUCUUUGGUUCAAGAGACUAUGGUUUCUUUGGUCCUGAUGCUAUCAGACCUUUUGAUAACGAAAGCGUGGAAAACGAUUUGAAAGCAAAGAAAUUCAAGACAAAAGAUCUAGAAAUGGCAGUUCGUCAAGCGCUAAAUCCUUCUUUACUAACUCAGCUGGAAGAGGAAGAACGAGAAGACGAUAAGGAUGAUGAACAAGAAGAGGAAGAAGAAGAAUCAAAAAAGUCAAAGGGAGGAAGAAAAAAUUUAACGACAACAACAACAAAGAAAAAGGCGCCAGUGGCAAAUGGUAAAACAAAGAAAGGAAAACAAACAGAGACCAAGCCUGUUACUCCUUCCACUACAAAAAGAAGUCGUAAGAUAGCAUUGGGUGAUGAAGAUGCUGUAGAUGAGACAGCUGUAGGUGAAAGCAUGGAUAGAAAAAGAAGACGCAAGUCAAUGUCACUUGAGAAGGAAGAUGAGGGCCGUGAUUCACCAGUUGCUCAGGAACACACGGAUAAUAAGGAAGAUAUCAAAAAGACGCCAGAGUAUAAAAAGGUAUACCAUAUUAGACACAGAUUACAACGAUUAGUAUACAAUAAGAAAGAGGGUGAAAUUCCAAAGGAGGAUUAUCCAAAGAUUUUACAAGUUGUUAAAGAAAUCGAAGAAUCGCCUAUGACAUACAGUCUUUUAAAGGAUACCAAAAUUGGCAAAGUCGUUAAAGCAGCAUGCUCUUAUCCAUUUGAAGACGAUACUGUCAUUAAGGAUCGUUGUCAACAAUUGAUGAGAAACUGGAAGGUGCUCUUGAUUGAUCCGCAAUCUGAUAAGGCUCAUGAAGAUACACAUAUGCAUCAUGCUUAACUUAUACACAUCCCUCACCAAUAAUUCAUAAUAUUAUAUAUGCAGAUUUCUCUUUCUCCCCCUCCUCUUUGUUUCUCACCGCAUACAACGUACAACAUACAUUCUCAUAUUCCACUUAUUUCGCAAGAACACCCACACCCACACCCACACCCACACAUAAAAUACGUACAUACACACACAUAUAUAUAAUUGUUUAUAUGCGUAUAUAAGAUACAGUAGGAAACAAGGUUAACAAUAAAAGAAAAGACGUUAAAAAAAA
Molecule: messenger RNA, 1514 nt
Organism: Gilbertella persicaria
Lineage: Eukaryota; Fungi; Mucoromycota; Mucoromycetes; Mucorales; Choanephoraceae
Exons: 6
Coding region: 212-1255 (347 amino acids)
Biological process (GO): regulation of transcription by RNA polymerase II
Cellular component (GO): nucleus
Molecular function (GO): transcription coregulator activity; double-stranded DNA binding
Source: RefSeq, a predicted model, not a curated record